CUUGUAGCGGUCGGUCGCUGCUGGUUGCGCGCUGUGGCGUCUAGCAACAGGAAUUUGGGGAGUGGAAAUUCCGCUGUUACUUUCACGGCUCGCCUCGUAUUUCUGACAUUUCUGCUGUGACGGUCAGUCAGUCGCUGCGAACAGAGAGAGGCGGAGAAAGAGCUGAACUGAAAUAAGGAGUAAAGGAUUUGGAGAGCAGCGCUCCGAUGUUCCUUGCGGUCGGUUUUCACUGAAUGCCGGUUAACUACUGAUUUCUCGUUUUUAAAAAAAUUCCACUUGGAAGUAUCGCUCCUGCUUGGUAUCAGAAGUGAGAGGUUUGAUAAAGGGUCGAGGGCGCACUGCCACUUUUUUCGAACGGAUUUUUCCUUUUUGAUUCUUCGUCUUAUUUUCUGCGUUUGGAUUAUUUUUUCCAGGAGAUGGCAAGUUGUUCCCUGACAGACGCAGGGAUCUGGUGCUGAAGCUCGCAGGAUGCUGUGGACCCUACAACAACCAGAUAUCUUACUUUGAGACAAUUUUUGGUUGUUUUUCUCUUUUGGACGUAGCCACCCCUGGACGUUUCUCCCCUUGCGUUUGUCUUUAUUUUCUUUUACAGAAUGUCUGCGUUGUACAAUCUAAGGAUGCGUAGUGGAUUGCUAUUGUUCCUUUUCACCCAAGUCUUCUUGGUUGCUUCGUUGACUCAGACUGAUAAAUGCGGGGGGAAUAUAGAGAUUCACACCGCGGACUACCUGACCUCCCCGGGCUAUCCCGGCGCCUACCCGCCCUCCCAGCAGUGCGUGUGGGUGAUAACAGCCCCUGAGCCUGGUCAGAAGAUCCUCAUCAACUUCAAUCCUCAUUUUGAUCUGGAGGACAGAGACUGCAAGUACGACUACGUGGAGGUUUACAACGGCGGGGAUGAGCUUUCACCCAUGUUGGGAAAAUUUUGCGGGAAGAUCGCACCCUCUCCGAUCAUCUCCAGCGGCAGCCAGCUCCUCAUUAAGUUUGUCUCUGACUAUGAGACACAUGGUGCGGGAUUCUCUGUUCGCUACGAGGUCUUCAAGACAGGUCCAGAAUGUUCCAGGAACUUUACAGCUCCCAGAGGCGUCAUCAAGACACCGGGCUUCCCUGAGAAAUACCCCAACAACCUGGACUGCACCUUCAUGAUCUUCGCCCCCAAGAUGUCUGAGAUCAUGGUGGAGUUCGACAGCUUCGACAUGGAGCCCGACACCACGCCGCCGCCGGGCGCCCUCUGCCGAUACGACUGGCUGGAGAUCUGGGACGGCUUCCCUGCAGUGGGUCCCCACAUUGGCCGGUACUGUGGCCAGACGUCCCCGGGCCGUGUGAUCUCCUACACCGGCAUCCUGUCCAUGACCAUCACCACUGACAACGCCAUCGCCAGAGAGGGAUUCUCCGCCAACUACACCAUCCGCGAGAGGAGCCUCCCCCCGGGACACGAAGAUGAAGAUUUUGCUUGUAUGGAGCCACUGGGCAUGGAGUCGGGGGAGAUUUCCUCAGAGCAGAUCAGAGCCUCCUCCCAGUAUAACUCCAACUGGUCCCCCGAACGCUCACGUCUCAACUACCGGGAGAACGGCUGGACCCCCUCAGAUGACACCGUCAGGGAGUGGAUACAGGUGGAUUUGGGAUUUCUCCGAUUUGUUACAGCCAUCGGGACGCAGGGAGCGAUCUCAAAAGAGACCAAGAAGCACUACUAUGUUCGCUCAUACAAAGUGGACCUGAGCUCCACCGGAGAGGACUGGGUCACCGUGAAGGAGGGCUCAAAGCAGAAGAUCUUCCAGGGGAACCAUAACCCGACGGACGAGGUUCACGCCUUCCUCCCCAAACAGACUCUGGCUCGCUACAUUCGCAUCCGCCCCAUGUCCUGGGAGCAAGGCAUCUGUAUGCGCUUUGAGAUCUACGGCUGCAGAACAUCAGACUACCCAUGUUCAGGGAUGCUGGGGAUGGUGUCAGGUCAGAUCUCAGAUGCUCAGAUCAGCGCCUCGUCAUACGCUGACCGGGGCUGGGUGGCUGAAAACGCCCGCUUAUUGACGGGGAGAUCGGGCUGGACCGGGCAGCAAACCAAGCAGCCCUUCAGAAAUGAGUGGCUACAGGUGGAUCUGGGCCAGGACAAGAUGGUGAGUGGCGUGGUGAUCCAGGGAGGGAAACACCGCGACAGGAACGUCUUCAUGAAGAGGUUUAGGGUGGGCCACAGCCUGGACGGAGAGGACUGGAUCAUUGUCAAGGAGGAUAACACCACCAAGCCCAAGAUAUUCACUGGGAAUCAGAACCAUGACACCCCAGAGCUGAGGUCACUGGGUCCCCUCCUGACCCGCUUUGUCAGGAUCUACCCAGAGAGAGCCACCAACGAGGGCCUGGGCCUCCGACUGGAGCUGCUGGGCUGCGAACUAGACGACAUUACAACUACAGCACCUCCCACCACGCCCAUUGCCUCUACACUUCCUAUGACCACGUUUGGAGCGACCACCACAGCGCCGAUCACCAUCCCCGGCACGACCCUGGCUCCAGACUGUGAGGAAGGACUACAGGACUGUGCCGGUGAGACCGAGGCACUCGAUGACUACUACACAGUGUCGGCAGGAGGCCCCACAGCGGCCGACCCCAUCAUCGACUUACCAGCGUACGUGUGGUUCGCCUGUAACUUUGACUUCUCGUCGCUCUGCGGCUGGACCAGAGAGGCCGGGACGGGGGCUGAGUGGCUCACCCAGACCAACGGGGCUCCUGCCGUCCACAGAGGACCGAUCCUCGACCACACAGGCAGACCAGGGAACUUCAUCUACAUGCAGCUGAGUGAUACAGACACACCAAGUAAAAUCGGCGAAGAUGAUGAUGAAGAGGAGAAGGUGGCGAGCUUGGUCAGCCUGCCCAUCACCGCACCAGACGCCGACCUGUGCAUGUCCUUCUGGUAUCACAUGUUCGGUGAACACGCGGGAGCGCUUCACAUCAAGCAGAGGAAGGAGGCGGAGGGGGGGCACGUCCUGUGGACGGUCAGCGGUCACCAGGGCAGCCGGUGGAGGGAGGGACGGGUUUUACUGUCACACUCGAGUGUCUCAUAUCAGGUGGUUGUGGAGGGCGUCGCAGACAGACGCAGUGCAGGUCACAUAGCUGUGGACAACAUCCAGAUCAUUGAUGGACUCGAUGCUGAGGACUGCAAGGAUCCAGAAGCUCCUACGUCUCCGCCAACUGAGAUCUUCAUCCUACCGAUGGACUCCCUCUCACAGGAGACCAGUGAGCUCGGCGGCCCGGGCAACAUGCUGAAGACCCUGGACCCCAUCCUCAUCACCAUCAUCGCCAUGUCAGCCCUGGGCGUAUUCCUGGGUGCCAUUUGCGGCGUCGUCCUGUACUGCGCCUGCUCGCAGGGCAGCAUGACGGACAGGAACUUAUCUGCCCUGGAAAACUAUAACUUUGAGCUGGUGGACGGCGUGAAGCUAAAGAAGGACAAGAUGAACGGACAGACUAACUAUUCAGAGGCGUGAGGGGAAAAGAGAGACGGAGCUGCGAUUGCUCCGCAUGGACACGUGAUACAGCCAAUCAAGUGGGAGGAACACAGGGCUGAAGCCACCAAUGGGACGGCAGGGUGGGCUGAAAGUGAGCCAAUGUAAUUUUUUUUCUCAGGAGCGGCAGUGGAAGGGACUGACCUGUAGGGGGCACUGUGUAUAAAGAAUCUGUACAGCAAAAAAAAAGAAGAAAAUUAAGGAUUCUAUUUGUUUUUCGGCGUGUUUCGUUAAUUUCAUGUAAUCACAUGCUGGUGUUGAGACCAAUUCAGAUGACAGUAUCGUUUGUGUGUACUUUUAAUCGAAAGAUAAGAUUUUAUUUUUUGUUUGUUUGUUUUGUUGCUUUUCUUUUUUCAGAUGUCAUAGUUUCACAAAAGAGCGGAAUAUGUGAAAAUAUGCUAUUCUAAUAUCUGGCUCUUUAGCUGGCCGUGUGUGUGUGUGUGUGUGUGUGUGUGUGUGUGUGUGUCACAUUCAUAUACAUCUGCACUUAAGGUGUGUAUGUGUCUAGCUGUAAGCGUGUAUGUGUGUCUUACACUUAUGUUUAUCUGUAUACAUGAAGUGCAAGCAUCUUUCUUUCUUUGUGUGCAUGUCUGUGUACGUGUUUGUGUGUGUGUGUGUGUGUGUGUGUGUGUGUGUGUGUGUACUUGUGUGUGUGUGUGUUUGUGUGUCACAUUCAUAUACAUCUGCAUUUAAGGUGUGUAUGUGUCUAGCUGUAAGCGUGUAUGUGUGUCUUACACUUAUGUUUAUCUGUAUACAUGAAGUGCAAGCAUCUUUCUUUCUUUGUGUGCGUGUGCGUGUUUGUGUGUGUGUGUGUGUGUGUGUGUGUGUGUGUGUGUGUGUGUGUGUGUGUGUGUGUGUGGCGGGUACCAUCGUGACCUGUGUCUAGUUCCGACAGUGCCUUUUUUUUUUUCCUCCAGUUUUUCUGUUGCCUUGUUUUCUGCUCUGUGUUUUUCUCAUCGGCUGGCGUUCCGUCCAGGGUUCCUACACAGAUGUGUGGAAAAUUAAAUUUUGUAGAUUGUGAUUAUACAACUACAUAUUUUUAGUGUUGUAGUGUACUGUCAAUAUCACGUGUUGAUGUAGAUCUGAAGAUCUUCUGGCCUUGAUUACAGUCGUACUGACACCGAUUAAAAUGUUAAAAAUCCAAGUUAAGCAGUUAACAUUUAGGUUUUGGAAAGCUUUGGAAAAACUAUGGAAUUUCAGAAUGGAAAAUGUAUAGGAGCCCUGAAUGCCUCGUUUUCAUGGCACAUGACACAUCCAACAUACUGUACAUAGGUUUUAAUAUAUUUGAGCGCCCUUUUCUAUAGAAAAAGACACCAGUGCCGCAGUAUCCUUUCUAUGUUGGAAUCAAACUCGCCCUAAUCUCCAAAAUUCAGAAAAUGUACAGAAAAUAUUAAUUUCAACAAAACCUGUUGUUUGUGUUUCUUUUACAAAUAUGAUCUGGUUGCCAUUUUGUGAAUUUUGUCGGUGGUUGGUUUCUUUUUGUGCUCUGGGAACAGGAAGGUUUUUACAACGAUGGGAAUGGCUUUGAGAUUAUGGAGAAAUGCCUCACGGGAAGUGAUGUUUUUGUACAGGGUAAAACGGACAACCUCAGUACCACUAAGAUGAUGACAGCACAUCAAAGAUGGAUCAUCGGGAUUGAAAUAUUUUAUAUUACUGCUAACGGCUAACGUUUCUCACUGGCACACAAAAUGACUGUUAAACCUUUAACCAGAAGUGUGUCCAGCAGUCUGGAAGCCAUCAGAAAGACUUGAAGUGUCUCUUCGGGUCCAUCAGCAUCUUCAGCAUCACUGAGUUGACAAGAUGUGGAGGCUCUGAAUGCUGGCUGUCUUGAUUGAAAAACCAAGAAUCAAUAUUUGCCGUGACAAUGCUGUACUCUCCGUCAGUGUUUUCCUGUGUUGACUAUCAGAGGAGAAAUCUUUGAAGGAUCUUUAAUGGAGCAAAAGGAUGUUUAACGACCCCAACAGGUGACUUCACAUGUCUAAGUGUCCUGGAAAUAACACACACAAUUAAGUCGCAUUUUCAUAACAAAAAUGAGUUUACUAGCUAAUUAGAGCAGCAACCCAACAGAAAUGCCUUGUAAAACAACAGGGCUCAUUAUUUUCAUUUUUUUAUUCUGACCUCUAAAUUGGAUUUUUUUUUUAAAAAAGGUAAUUUGCAGUGAAAGCACUCUGUCUUUGUUUUUUGUAUGUUUUUUUGCUUUUUUGUGUGGGAUUCUGCUGCAUUUUAGCCCCAUUUUACUCAUUACUCUCUAUUGACAGGAGCAUUUUCUUAGCUAUCAACAUUGCAAAAGGGCAUUAUUUCCUGUAAUCUACAGUGAUCAAUGCCCUCUUAACAAUUUAAGGGUCUGUGAGGACAUAAAAUCCUGAAUGAAAAUCAAUUUAAACUGAUUCCUUUUAAAAAAAAUCUGGGUAUUUUUCAAUGAAAAAUGAGUUUAAAACUUAAAAUGACGAGCCUUAUAAAUACAUACUUUGUUGUGUUUUAGGUUUUGUAGCUAAAUGUGUUGUGAUACUGGUCACUUGUUCAUAGCACUGUAUAGGUAGGAGGAUUGAGUCUUGAAAGACAGACAUUUCACCACUCACUAACUUAUUGGUAUCAGUGAACAACCUUGUCAACCUCCAACAGAUGUUUUGUGUUCACUCUGUGAUAAAAUACAGCACAAUUACUGAAUGUCCAUUUAUGCUUGGCAAAACUGACAGAUACUAUACUUACAAAGAUUAAAAAGCCAUUAAGCAGGUAUGAUAGUUGACAUAUUGCCACUGGCAACUGGGAGAACAACAUUUGUCCCAGUGUGGUUCUGCUGCACUGCACUGUGGAAGUUAAAUCUGCCCAUUUUUAAUGUAGCAUUAUGUGGCAUCGUGUGAGCUCAAAAUGUGAAGUGAGACUGUUCGUCAGUAGUCAGUAUAGCAUCAAUUCUCAAUUCUUUCCUUUUAAGAUGAGGCUUUAGAGACACUCUUUAAGUUUUUCAGUUUUUGUUGUAAAGGAAAUCCACCUCCUCAAUUGGUUCAGUUUAAAUCAAAUCAUUGUCUGGAUUCAGUUACAAGUGAGAGGACGUUUCCAAUCAAAUUAAGGUGCUCUGACUGUUGAGAUGUUCAUUAUUUGCUCUUGAAAAUCACACUGGUUCAAUCGUUUUUGUUUUCUUAGCAAAAUAUCAACUACAUAUGUUUACAGCAGAAGAACCAGACAAGAUUAUGGGUAUCAAAAUGUAAUUUCAGUCUGACAGAAUGUGUUUCUAAUGUUUCAGCCGGACAUCAAUAAAGCUCCUUCACCUUUAAACAAGAAAGGAUGCUGCAGCACUAGAUGUGAAAACAAAUGUUGCACUGAUAUAUUUAAAAAAAAAAUCUGUGUUUAUGAUGUUGAUUUAUGAAAAGAGAGAGAAGGAAGGCGAGGACAGUGUUAUUGUUGCUUCUUUUUUAACACAGUUUCAGAUGAGUACAAUUUACAGAGAUGUUUUUCAUUCUCGAAAAAGCUUAUAUGCAUCUCUUUGAAACGUAACUUUAAAUUUUAUUUACUUGGUAUAAUAUCACCUUGUGUUUUUGUCACUGAUGUACGUGCCAUUGUUUUAGUUUUCUUUCUUUGUAUGACAAGAAAAAAAGUUUUAUUUUCAAUACUGCUUCUGUAAUUUUUGCUGUCUCAGAUCCAGAAAAAAAAACAAGAAAGGAAAUAAGGAAGUAAAAAAAAUGGAAAAGCAGUGAGGCCUUAAGUGACUAAAAGUAUUGUUUGUACUUUGACUUUCUGGUCAGCACCCAGACUCAUCCGUCUCUGUUGUCUCAGACUCUGAUCAUUGACUAUUACAUUCCAAAGAAUUGGAUCAAAUAAAUGUUUUAAGUAAAA
This is a messenger RNA of Siniperca chuatsi (mandarin fish), 7316 nucleotides long. RefSeq names its product neuropilin-1a-like. NCBI's taxonomy places the organism in Eukaryota, Metazoa, Chordata, Actinopteri, Centrarchiformes, Sinipercidae. The coding region runs from base 594 to 3467 and encodes 957 amino acids. The record is from RefSeq and is a predicted model, not a curated record. Gene Ontology annotation, cellular component: membrane. The transcript has 18 exons. Gene Ontology annotation, molecular function: vascular endothelial growth factor receptor activity; semaphorin receptor activity. Gene Ontology annotation, biological process: vascular endothelial growth factor signaling pathway; axon guidance; angiogenesis.